AUGAGCAAGCUCGAGUUCUGGACGCGCCAGCUGCAGAAUCUGCCGCGGCUAGCACUGCCGACCGAUUAUCCCCGUCCCUCCGGUACAGGCGCCGUGCAUGCGAUCAAAUCAGCGACGUUGCCCGCACCGAUAAGCAAAGCCCUUGCACGUUUGGCGCUGUACGAAAAUGAGGACAAGGCCGAGUCACACUCGCGCUUCGACGAUGCCGACGAUGCGAGCGUGGACGAUAGCGUGCGUGUGAGCCAUUUGCUACUUGCUGCACUAGUUAUCCUGAUCCACCGGUACACGGGCGACACCGACAUUCUGAUCGCGUCCAACGAUCCGAGUACCGGCGGUGUGCUUGUGCUGCGCAUCGCCAUGGAUCCCAACGAUACGUUUUGGCAAGUUGCAAGGCGUGUCCAGGCAGUAGAGUCAGAGGCGAUCCGCAACAAUGUGGCGUACGAAGAUCUGGAGCGCCACCUCCACGAACGGGCGCCCGACGGCAGCACGGAUAUGCAGCCGCUUUUCCGCGUGCGCUUCUUUGACGAGACAGGAACGGACGUGCGCCGCUUUAUGCAGCGGACGAACCUGACUACGGACAUGUCUCUGUUUGUCACUGCGCCCGAGACCGCCGUCGACCCCGAGGGCGGCGCGGAGCAAAUCCAAGCGUCGCACGCCCCAACGCAGCAGUUCCGCAGUUUGCAGUACCAGCCAGUAGCGCUGCACAUUGCCUACAAUGCGCUCUUGUUUUCCGCGCAGCGCAUCGAGGGCGUGCUUGCACAGCUUGCGCAGCUCAUUCGGUCUGCUGCACACAAUCCGCUGCAGCCCAUCGGCAAGAUUGUGCUGCGCACUCCCGAAGAAGCCGCACUGCUUCCCAACCCUGCCGGUGAUCUCGACUGGUGUGGCUACCGCGGGAGCAUUACGAGCAUUUUUGAGCAGAACGCAAAAGCGUUUCCCGAGCGCAGGUGCCUUGUCGAGAGCCGCUCGGAGUACGCGGCAAGUUUGGCGCCGCCGGCCUCGUCUGUGCGCACCGUUUCGUACGGCGAACUUGACCGUGCGAGUAAUGUUGUGGCGCACCGCUUGCUCCAGGCCGGCGUCCAGCGUGAAGAGGUCGUGACCGUGUAUGCAUACCGCGGCAUUGAUCUGGUGAUUGCCGUGCUUGCCACGCUCAAGGCCGGCGCGACGUUUAGUGUAAUCGAUCCUGGCUACCCUCCUUUGCGGCAGAACAUUUACCUCCAAGUCGCUAAGCCGCGCGCGCUAGUUGUGCUUGCAAAAGCCGGCAAGAUCCACCCAACCGUGCGCAAAUGCAUCCAGGAAGAGCUCGAUUUGCGCGUCGAGAUUCCCGCGCUUGAACUGCACGCCAACGGCGAGCUUACCGGCGGCGCUGUGGACGGCGUGGAUGUCUUGGACACGACACAAGCGCUUGCACCCGCCUCGACCGAUGUCCUUCUCGGCCCCGACAGCAUCGCGACGCUCUCCUUUACGUCUGGCUCCACUGGCAUUCCUAAAGGCGUCGAAGGGCGCCACUAUAGUCUAACGCACUUUUUCCCUUGGAUGGGCGAGCGCUUUGGCCUGGACAGCAGCGCGCGCUUCACAAUGCUCAGCGGCAUUGCCCACGAUCCCAUCCAGCGCGACAUCUUCACGCCGCUCUUUUUUGGCGCCGAGCUGCACAUUCCCACGGCCGAAGAUAUCGGCACGCCUGGGCGCCUCGCCGAGUGGAUGGCUGCUACUGGCGCGAGCGUUACGCACUUGACGCCUGCGAUGGGCCAGCUGCUCUCUGCCCAGGCCACUGCACAGAUCCCAUGCCUAAAGAAUGCCUUUUUCGUCGGUGACAUCCUCACCAAGCGCGACUGCUCGCGCCUGCAAGCGCUCGCCAAAAACGUGCGCAUCGUCAACAUGUACGGCACCACCGAGACGCAGCGUGCGGUGUCCUACUUUGCGAUUCCCCCCGUGAGCCAAGACGCCUCUUUCCUUACCCGCCAAAAAGAUGUGAUGCCCGCCGGCGAGGGCAUGCUUGACGUGCAGCUCCUUGUUGUGAACCGCAACGACCGCCAAGAGACGUGCGCGGUGGGCGAAACGGGCGAGAUUUACGUGCGCUCUGGCGGUCUUGCCGAGGGCUAUUUGGGCCCGCCGCAGGUCACUGCCGAAAAGUUUCUGUUCAACUGGCUCGCGCCCGACCUGCACAUCAAGGAUACCUUGCACGACACGCCUUACUCCGACCUCUGGAAAGGGCCACGCGACCGCAUGUACCGAACUGGCGACUUGGGACGGUACAUGCCGAACGGUAUCGUGGAAUGCACGGGCCGUGCCGACGACCAGAUCAAGAUCCGCGGUUUCCGCAUUGAGCUGGGCGAGAUUGACACGCAUCUCUCGCGCCAUCCCGCGGUGCGUGAAAACGUGACGCUUGUGCGGCGCGACAAGGACGAGGAAAAGGUGCUUGUAUCCUACUUUGUCCCGAACGCCGACGCCGCGUUCGAGUCGGAGAGCGAGACCGAGCUCUUGCAGCACACGUCGCAAGAGCAGCGCGAGAUUCUGCGCGGCAUCACACGCAACCGCAUGCUUAUCCGUGAGAUUCGCGAGUACCUGAAGCAGAAGCUACCAACCUACUCGGUGCCUACGCUCUAUGUCCCCCUCGCCAAGAUGCCCCUCAAUCCCAACGGCAAGAUCGACAAGCCGGCGCUGCCGUUCCCAGACACUGUGCUUGCCCAGCGUCUUGCCCAAGCCACGUCCAAGCGCACUUUUGGCGGCGCCGGCCCCCAAUCUGCCGCUGAAAAGACGAUCGCCGCGCUGUGGACAACGCUGCUCCCCGCGGUUGCACAGCCCGUGCCUAUGGACGAGUCGUUCUUUGACAUGGGCGGCCACUCGAUCCUUGCGACGCGCCUGGUGUUUGCCAUGCGCCAGGCAUUUGCCGUGCAUGUGCCGCUCGGCCUCGUCUUUGAGGCGCCGAGCGUGCGUGCUUUGGCUGCUGCCGUCGACAAGCUCAAGAGCGGCGAGACCAUUCUGGAGCCGGCGCGCUCGGUGGAAAAGGUGCAGGCCGAGCUGGACUAUGCCCAAGACGCGGCUGCGCUCCUGUCUGCAGUGCCGCACUCCUUCUCCAGCAUUCCUCCACGCCCCCGCACCGUGCUGCUGACUGGCGCGACGGGCUUCCUCGGCGCCUUUGUGCUCUACGAUCUCCUGCACAAGCGCGCGGACCACAUCGAGAAGGUCUAUGUUCACGCGCGCGCCGACGACGCGGCGGCGGCGCUGCAGCGCAUCGAGCAGGCCCUGUCUCUGCGUGGCCUGUGGAAUGCGUCGUGGGUGCAGAGCGGCCGUUUGAAAGCGGUGCUCGGCGACCUUGCAGCGCCGAAACUCGGCAUGUGCGACGCGGACUGGGACAGCGUCGCGCACGAGGCUGAUUUGGUCGUGCACAAUGGCGCGCUUGUGCACUGGGUCUACCCCUACGCAAGACUGCGCGCGGCGAAUGUCCUGUCCACCCUUGCUGCGAUAGAGCUUUGUGCGACUGGGAAGCCCAAAGCACUUGCGUUUGUCUCGUCCACCUCGGCGCUCGACACCGAGCACUAUAUUCGCUUGUCGGACGCGCUGAGCGAAGGCCAAGGGGUGAGUGAGCAGGAUACGCUCGAUGGCAGUGCACGCGGCCUCACCAGUGGCUACGGCCAGUCCAAGUGGGCUGCCGAGCGUCUCGUCAUGGCCGCUGCACACCGCGGCUUGCAGGCCUCCAUCGUCCGUCCUGGGUACGUCGUGGGCGAUAGCCGUACGGGUGUGGCCAACACCGACGACUUUUUGUUCCGCCUCGUGAAAGGAUCCGUGCAGCUUGGGCUGAUUCCCGAUAUGGACAAUACAGUGAACAUGGUGCCUGUUGACCAUGUUGCGCGCAUUACCGCGCUUGCUGCGCUUGCGACGCCGAGUCUGCCACGGUGUGCGGCGACCGGCGCGACUGUCUUUCACGUCACGUCGCAUCCCGCGGUGCGGUACAAUGCGUUUUUGGGCGCACUUGCUGUGUAUGGCUGGGACGUCCAGCGCGUCGAGUACGUCGAGUGGCGUGCACAGCUUGAGAAUCAUGUACUGAACGCCGCGCAGGAUGGCGAAAAUGCCGCGUCGAAUGCCUUGUUUCCCCUCUUGCACUUUGUCCUGGACAAUUUGCCGGUAUCGACCAAGUCGCCCGAGCUGUCGGAUACGAAUACCGAGGCGCUCCUGCGCCGUGCAAACGCGCUGGAUGUGGUGCGUGGCGUGGAUGAACGGAUGCUGGGGCUCUACUUUGCCUGGCUCGUCGCUGUCCGUUUCUUGCCGCCGCCGCCACAUGGCGCGCGAUUGCCGGCGCUGCCCAACGACGCGGUGCUGGAGGCGGUGGGCCGCGGCUCGGCGAACUAG
This is a messenger RNA of Malassezia vespertilionis, 4347 nucleotides long. RefSeq names its product L-2-aminoadipate reductase (gene LYS2). Gene Ontology annotation, biological process: L-lysine biosynthetic process. Gene Ontology annotation, molecular function: phosphopantetheine binding; L-aminoadipate-semialdehyde dehydrogenase [NAD(P)+] activity. The coding region runs from base 1 to 4347 and encodes 1448 amino acids. Lineage: Eukaryota; Fungi; Basidiomycota; Malasseziomycetes; Malasseziales; Malasseziaceae. The record is from RefSeq and is a predicted model, not a curated record. The transcript has a single exon.